Messenger RNA from Chenopodium quinoa (quinoa), 622 nucleotides. RefSeq lists its product as uncharacterized. Lineage: Eukaryota; Viridiplantae; Streptophyta; Magnoliopsida; Caryophyllales; Amaranthaceae. The coding region runs from base 76 to 420 and encodes 114 amino acids. The transcript is spliced from 3 exons. The record is from RefSeq and is a predicted model, not a curated record.
UAUCAAAUUAAUCAAUCUUUACAUCAAAGAAGCUAACUACUUAUUUAAGAAGCUGCCAAAUUUAUUUAUAUAAUAAUGGAAGCAUCAAAGGUUUGCUGCCCACCUGGUGAAGCUGUUGGAAACUCAUGCUGCAAAUGUGCCCCGGGAUGGACUUGCGUGAUCAAAAAGAUUGAAGAACCCGAACUUCUUACCGCUGGCGAGCAUUUCACCAAAUGCUCCGAAAGCUGUGUUUGCAUCACUGAUGAGUCUAGCAAAGUAGAGACUGAGGGAGGAUUCUGUGUUUGCAAAGAAGGGUAUACAUGUAGCUUCGUAAAGACUGAAGGCCCUGAUGCCGGGAAAGUCUUUUUCGAGUGCGGCAAUGGCUGCAGGUGUGAGAUUUCUGCCUCCGGCGAUGAGGUUGUUGUUGUCAAAGAAGCCUAAGAAGCCUUUUAUUGAUGUAUCAUUUAGCUUUACAAAAUGUGUGUGUUAAAGGAGUACAGUGUGGAGCUUAUGGCGAAGUUUAUAUGCAAUAUGCUUAUGCAUGAUUGUACAUUUGUACGUAUUAUUAUUACUACUAUAUGAUACCUUUGGUUUUGUUUUUUACGGAGUAAUAAUAAGCAUUAUUAUUGUUGAGUGUUGAUUA